GCGGGUUGAAUUUGAAGGCGGGGACGGCGGGAGUUCUCCUCCCGGGAAAGAGACGAGGACAGCUGGUCUCACACUUAACCUGGACGACUUCAUAGAAACGCGCUGGACACUCGGAGGAAGAGAUGGAGCCGGCGAAUUCGUUCCGUCUGGACGGCGAGUCCAAAGGAGGUGUUUUAGCUUACUUGGAAAGACUAGAGGCUCAAGUGAAGAAAUCUGAAGUGCUUCGGAGAGCCCAGAUCAAGGAAAGUGCCCUUAGAACCAAGAUCCGUGAACUGAGGCAUCGUCGAGACCAGCUGAGGGCUGAAGUGAAGCUACGUCAAGUCAGAGUUAAAACAUCUACCAAUGUAGAACCUGACAGAACAGUGGAGGUCAGUGAACAAGAAGUUUUGAAAAAACAGAGAGAAAAUGUGAUUGCCAUUCUGCAAGCAUAUCGGUUUACAGGGCUCAGUGGAAAGCUGACCAGCCGCGGGGUCUGUGUGUGCAUCAGCACCGCCUUUGAGGGGACCCUACUGGAUUCCUAUUUUGUGGAUCUUGUCAUCCAGAAGCCACUGUGGAUACAUCACCAUUCUGUCCCAGCCUUCAUUCCUCUGGAAAGGAUAGCUGCACAGCUCCUACAGACUGAUAUUCAGCGCUUCCUUUUCACUCUCAGCGAGUACCUAAAUGCGUAUUCGGGGAGGAAGUACCAGGCCGACCGACUUCAGAGUGACUUUGCAGCCUCCCUGGCUGGACCACUGCAGAGAAACGCCCUGUGCAACCUGCUGUCAUUUACUUACAAAGAAAAAGCGGGGGCUCAGUCCAUGCUGUUUUGCGCCAGAUUGCUGUAUAAAGACCUCACAAGAACUCUCCCAACUGAUGUCACAGUUACUUGUCAAGGGAUGGGGGCACUGUCUACCUUGCAGGCAGAGUAUCGGGCAUCCCAUGAAACACUGUUCUGCACAAAGCCCAUACAUCAGGUGUUUGCUUCCUUUUCACAAGGAGAAAAACUGGAUUCAAGGAUCUGGAGCUGAAAACCAGCAAAGGCUCACACUCCUUACCUGGAACGAUCCUAGCCUUGAGUAGAAGCCUGCUUCAACAGGAUGAUGAGCAAGUAUGAGUCCCCAGACACUGGAAUUUUUGGAAGUUCUCCAUGAGUGCCUGGAUACAAUCCUUGCUUGUUAGAAUGCUUACAGUCACAUGUCCUUAGGUACCUGAAUUUGAUCAUGUAUUUUACUUGAGAGUUAGAAUGGCUUAUGGAGUGAUAGAAGACAUGAAAGGCUAGAGUGUAUUUUCCUUUUUUGGGGAAGCUUUGCUUUUCUGCCCAAGACUUAAGAGUUCUUAGGACCCUAGAUUUUGGGCUAGGGGUAUUGCUCAAGUGGAUGUCUGCCUAACACACACAGACUCUGAGCUCAAACCUCUAUAUUACCCAGAACACUCAGACACAUGAUAUGAGGUAGAUCAUAUAGUUGAAAAAGGGUAAGGGGCUGGGAAGGUGGCUCAGUGGUAGAGCGCUUGCCUU
Molecule: messenger RNA, 1495 nt
Organism: Dipodomys ordii (Ord's kangaroo rat)
Lineage: Eukaryota; Metazoa; Chordata; Mammalia; Rodentia; Heteromyidae
Gene: Cenpo
Product: centromere protein O
Exons: 7
Coding region: 123-1007 (294 amino acids)
Cellular component (GO): Mis6-Sim4 complex; kinetochore
Source: RefSeq, a predicted model, not a curated record